This is a messenger RNA of Cucumis melo (muskmelon), 1886 nucleotides long. Its product is annotated as protein KINESIN LIGHT CHAIN-RELATED 1-like. Lineage: Eukaryota; Viridiplantae; Streptophyta; Magnoliopsida; Cucurbitales; Cucurbitaceae. The coding region runs from base 102 to 1748 and encodes 548 amino acids. The record is from RefSeq and is a predicted model, not a curated record. The transcript has 3 exons. Gene Ontology annotation, molecular function: protein binding.
GAAUAGAAACACAAACACAAACACAAACACCCUAUCUUCGCAUUCAAGUCCCACCCAUAGGAAACGAUGACACACAACAUCAAAACAACAAUUACAAAACCAUGACACCACCAUGCCCAAAACUCAUUCCCUCCCCAUCUCCAUCUACACAAAGCUUGGAACUGAAACAAACCUGGCUCGACAACCCGGACCACGGUCCAUACCUACUAAAGCUAGCUCGGGACACAAUAGUUUCGGACGAGAGUCCAACCAAGGCCUUGGACUAUGCAAUCCGAGCUGCCAAGUCAUUCGAGAGAUUUCCAGGCACGGGUGUCGAGCUACCCAUGAGCUUGCACAUGGUUGCUGCCAUUCACUGCAGGCUCGGGCAGUUUGAUGUGGCCAUUCCGGUUCUCGAACGGGCCAUCGAGGUUGUGGAACCCGGUAAUGGACUGGACCAUGCUUUGGCGAAAUAUUCAGGAUACAUGCAGCUUGGGGAUACUUAUUCCAUGCUGGGGCAGUUGGAUCAAUCCAUUUCUUGUUAUGAAGCUGGUUUGAUGAUCCAAAUUCAUGCUUUCACUGAUUCCGAUCCUAAAGUUGCUGAGACUUGCAGGUACUUAGCAGAGGCACAUGUACAAGCAAUGCAAUUUGAAAAGGCAAAGAAAUACUGCAAGAAAACACUAGACAUCCACAAACAACACAGUCCACCAGCAUCCCCACAAGAAGCAACUGACCGACGUCUAAUGGCUUUAAUUUGUGAGGCUUUAGGCGACUCCGAGUCCGCUCUGGAACAUCUUGUUCUAGCCAGCAUGGCAAUGAUCGCUCACGGCCACGACGCCGAGGUUGCUGCCAUCGACGUUAGCAUUGGCGACAUCUAUUCCUCCCUCUGCCGCUUCGACGAGGCUAUAUUUGCCUACCAAAAAGCCCUCACAAUCUUCAACUCCACAAAAGGAGAGUCCCACCUCUCCGUUGCCUCACUCUUCGUCCGCCUCGCCGAGCUCUACAACCGGACAGGCAAGUCCCGAGAAGCAAAAUCGUAUGCAGACAACGCAUUGAGAAUCUACCUAAAGCCUCAAGCGGGGGCUUCAUAUGAAGAGAUUUCAAGUGGGCUAGUGGAGAUCUCGGCCGUGUACGAAGCCGCGAAUGAACCGGAGGAGGCGUUUAAGGUUCUACAAAGGGCGACAACGAUAUUGGAGCGGGGAGGGGGAGGAGAAGGAGGACGACGGAGUGGGAGCGGGUCGAUGGCCGGGAUAGAGGCUCAAAUGGGGGUGAUGUUUUAUAUGGUGGGAAAAUAUGGAGAGGCUAGGAAGGCAUUUGAAGGGGCAAUUGAGAAGCUAAGAGGGGCUAAGUCAGCAAUGUUUGGGAUUUUGUUGAACCAAAUGGGAUUGGCUUGUAUUCAGCUUUACAAAAUUGGGGAGGCAGUUAGGCUAUUUCAAGAGGCCAAGGUGGUGUUAGAGGAACAAUAUGGUGUCUACCAUUCUGAUACUCUUGCUGUUUCUAGUAAUCUUGCUGCUGCUUAUGAUGCUAUGGGAAGUGUGGAAGAAGCAAUAGAGAUAUUAGAAGAGAUCCUCAAAGUAAGGGAAGAAAUGCUUGGAACUGCAAAUCCAGAGGUAGACGAAGAAAGAAGAAGGCUAGAGGAACUGUUAAAGGAAGCAGGAAGGGCUAGGAAUAAAAAGGCAAAGUCAUUACAAAUUUUGCUUGGCUCUAAUUCCCUAAGGAUGAAGAAAGAAGUAGCAAAGAGAUGGACUGGUGGCUUUAGUUUUAGACUUUGAAAUAAUAAUGUGAUUUAUUGUUUAUAUUUUCAAAUUUCAUACUAUAAACAUUUUCUAGUGUUUGACAAUCUUUUUUUCCGGUUGUUGAAUAGAUCGUCAAAGUUAGAUAUAUUAUCAACUAAUAACUUUUAAAACUUA